CAGAUGCCUUUUGCAUGAAAAAUAAUUUAAUCAACAAAAUAUGUAUGCGUGUUUGACAAACACCCCUUAAAGUCAUGGCAAACUUUCCACAUUUCAUCUUUCACUAUUUACAAAGCAAGUAGAUUUCCUUUUUCUGAUUUGAGGUCAAUAAACUGUGUGGUGUGUCAGAAUCUUAGAAUGGCUUGAAUUGGAAGGGACCUGAAAGAUAAUCGAGUUCCAGUCCCCCUGCCAUGGGCACCAGUACCUUCUACCAAGACCAGGUUGCUCAGAGCCCAUCCAGCUUCAUACUUCAGGCUUGGGGCAUCCACGGCUUCUUUGGAUAGCCUGUGCUAAGGUCUCGCCACCCUCACAGCAAAGAAUUUCUUACUGAUAUCUGAUCUAAACCUUCUCUCGGUUUGAAGCUACUCCUCCUUGUCCUGUCACAUGUGCUCUUUUGGAAAGUCCCUCUCCAGCUUUCUUGAAAGUCCCCUUAAAGUACCAUAAGUGCAUUUCAAGUGCUAUGAGAUCUCUCUGGAGUCUUCUGUUUUCCCCACUGAACAACCCUGGCUCUCAGCCUUUCUUCAUAGGAGAGGUGUUCCUCCGGUUGUCCUUUGUGACCUUGCUCCAACAGAUCCAUGUCUUUCCUGUGUUGAGGACCACAGAGCUGGAUGCAGUUUCUGUAGGGUGAAAAAAAAAAAAAAAAGCAGACCAGUUCAUGUGUUUUGAAACUCUUGUCUUCAGUUGAAAAAUAGCUUCACAUGUGAUGGCAUUGUUUGUGUCAAGCUCAUACAACCAGCUGUGGAGUGUGCAGCUUCACGUGAUACGUCGCUCCUCUCGCGGUGGCGCUGGGAGGGACAGGUGGAUUAAUCCAACACAUUGCUGCUGCCACAAGAGACUGUUGUGCUCCCACUAAAGAAGGCCUUUCCUGUUUCUUCCUCCAGCUCAGCUGGUGUUGCAGCUCCUUGGUGAUCUGAUUCAGAGCACUGGGAUGGCAGGGUUUGUUUAUUCUGUGGAUAAGUUUUCAAUGCGCCCAAGGGGAUCAGCAGGCACAACUUUGGAGGCUGCAUGAUUAUGUGUGGAAAGUAUGGGAGGUGGAGAGGAGAGAGUGUCUUCAUGAACAAUACAGUUGUAACCAGCUAUCCAGUUGCUUGCCAUCUUGACCACUGUUGAUCAGUGCUGUUUUUGAUAAUUUCCCAGACAGUGUCGUUUGAGCAUGGGAGGUGUUAUUUUUUGGAUUUUGCUUCUUAAAAAAACAAUUUUUUUUUUUUUUCAAAAUAGGCUUUUUCAUGGUGGCAUAGGAUACUUUGUGUGUCAUUCUUGAAAUAUAGAUAAAGCAAACGCUGACACAGACCAAUUCAGAGAAUAACAUGAACUGUAAUUUAACUUCCCUAAUUUAAUGGGUGCUCCUUGCAUUUGCUUUUAUAACUGUAAAAGAAACCUGUUUUCAGUUUUAGAUAAUAUCCCUAUGCUGUGCAAGCUUCCCCUGUGAAAGAAAUAAACUUUGGACUCAGGUCCUCCAUACUCAAAUGGUGGAUGGUGUGAUAUCUCUUGUAUUAGAACUGGAAAAAUAUAUUUGGAUAACCCUGCUAAGUCCAUCAUAAUUAUGCAGCCUGUUUCUGAGACAGCAGCUUAAAAUUGCAGAUAUUUCCAGCAGACGUGUAAAACACACUGGCAUCAACUGUAUAUUUUGAAGUGCCUAGGAAUGUUUUGUUUCAAAAGUGAUACCUAUAUAUAUAAUCCUAAUGUUAAGAGUAUUUUUUCAACCAUUUUUAAGAGUGCUAUCUAAAGUUAAUAUUGGAUUAGAGUAAAUAAAUAUUUGCUUAGUGUUCUCCAGAUAUAACUGGUUUCUCUAACUGCUCAUGUUCUGUGUAGAUUUUAGACUAAGCAGCAGGGGAAACUGUAAAAUUCAUGUUCCAGAAAGUUUAAUCUGAUCUGCCAUUUAACAAAUCAAAUCUUUAUUUUUUAACCUUGCCCUCCUCAGAAUGGCUUUUAUGUUCCCUGUUGUCCUCAUCCCUGUUUGCCCCCCUCUCCUUCUGUUUUUUCUCAUUGCUUUAUAUUGAAUUGAGGAUUGACUAAGAAACUCAGGAUUAUUUUUUUCUUGCAGAAUGGUUCUGCUUAGUAUUGUUUGACUAGCAAAAAUGGAACUUUAUUGAGCUCUUAAUGCAGGAAAAAUUCUAGUACCCUGUUCAAGGUUCAAGAGCUUCUUAUUGUGGCUUGGUAAGAAGAUCUGGAUUGUCUUUGACUGCGUAUAUAUAAGAUUUUCAACUGAAUUCUCAUCUAUCAACACUGGCAAAUAUUCACAAGAUUUACCACACCCUCAAUAGGCUGAAUCUGACAGAGGACGUUGGUCAAGACGAUCACCAGACAGGAGAGAGCCUUUCAAAGAUUCGAAGAAUAGGAAGUCUUCGGUCUUGCAGUUCAUCAGACUGCUUUAGUAAAGUGAUGCCUCCAAGGAAAAAGAGGAGACCUGCAGCAGGAGAUGAUUUAUCUGCUAAGAAAAGUAGACAUGAUGGUAUGUAUAGAAAAUACGAUUCAACUAGAAUAAAAGCAGAGGAAGAAGAAGUCUUUUCAAGUAAGAGAUGCUUAGAGUGGUUCUAUGAAUAUGCAGGCACGGAUGACAUUGUAGGGCCAGAAGGGAUGGAGAAAUUUUGUGAAGACAUUGGAGUUGAACCAGAAAACGUAGUAAUGCUUGUGCUAGCAUGGAAGUUGGAUGCACAAAACAUGGGUUACUUUACAUUACAAGAAUGGUUAAAAGGAAUGACAUCACUACAGUGUGAUACUACAGAAAAAUUGAGAAAUUCUCUGGAUUACUUGAGAUCUUUAUUAAAUGAGCCUACCAAUUUUAAACUUAUUUAUAGAUAUGCCUUUGACUUUGCACGGGAAAAGGACCAGCGCAGCCUAGAUAUCAAUACUGCCAAGUGUAUGUUGGGCCUUCUUUUAGGAAAAGCAUGGUCUCUUUUUCCAGUGUUUCACCAGUUUCUAGAGCAAUCAAAAUACAAAGUUAUCAAUAAGGACCAAUGGUGUAACGUUCUUGAAUUCAGCAGAACAAUUAACCUUGAUCUCAGUAACUAUGAUGAAGAUGGAGCCUGGCCAGUGUUGUUGGAUGAGUUUGUGGAAUGGUAUAAAGGAAAACAGAUGACAUAGGAGUUUAACUAUGCACAGCCACUCAAGAGUCACUGUUACCACAGUUAUGUCAACCAUUAGCCAUAAACUGCUAUCUGUAUCAAAGUGCAUGCUGCUUUUCUUGCACUGCAUCCCUUUGGCAAGGAACUUUUGAUGUUUGCUAUUUAACAAGCUAGCUAUGCUUGCUGUUUAGCAUUGUUCUCUUUGAAGGCUGCUUUGCAUUUUGUAUUUACACUACAAAUUGGUGAACUUGCCAGAGUCUUCACUGUGAUUAUGUGUAUAUUGCUGUCUAAAUUUUGUAUAUGUGUAUAAAAGAAGGCUUCACCUAGGAAUUAUUUCUGCAGAAACGUAUUGUAAAAAUAAUUUUGUGGCAUAUUUCUAAUCAUCACUUACAUGUCUGUUGAAACUUCAGUUACUUUGUUUUUCUUUUGGUCUCAAAUGUAGCAUUUCAGUCUUUCUGGCCAUAGUUAUGUGAAGAACUAUUUACGGUUUCAAUGUUACUAUUUGAGAUGCCAAUUUCUGAGAAGACAUGCUGUGAUUUCCUUCACCAGAAUUUGCCAAAUCUGACCUAAUGCUAUAUAGGAAUGAAACAUUGAUGUCUUAAAAAAUAUAUAUACAUAUGAAUAUUUAAACACUGUAAUAGUUGUACAUGCCACAGAUGAUUUCCAUUUGAAGAAAAAAGUACUGACUUUUUAAUGUUAAAACUGCAGUAGUCGUUACAGGUACAAAAGAACAAAUUAAAGUACCUUUUAAAAAUGGGUUUUAGACUUUUGUAAAUUGCCUUUGGCAUACUCCUUUUAAUUUUUGGUGUACCAAGAGUGUUUGGUCUGUGUUGUGAUCUAGUGACCCAAUGACAUUGAAAGUUCUAGCUGGAAUAAGUGGUUUGGGGAAUGAAGUAUGCUCACCCCCAGCACAGACAUAAUAAAGGUUUUGGGGAUUAUUUUGUUUGUAGCACUAGUCUUUCCAAGGGCCUCCAGCUUCGUGUUUCUAAGUACUUGAAAAUAUGAUAUCGGAAAAAAUACGAUGUUGAAUAGUCAAAAUAUUACUUUUCCUUUCCUGUUGGGGAUUAAGGUUUCCUAGCAGAAUGUCCAUUGCAGGCAAUGGGCAUGUAAGACACCAGCAUUAAGUGACUACUUUGUAGUAGGGACCACUGCCUGUUUCACUCAUCUCUAUCUGUAUGGGAUGGUUCUAGUGAUUAUUUUGGGGAAAAAUGAAUGAAUGGAAUAAUGUUUAAGUUCUGUAAUUUUGUCAAGUUGUCUUUGCCUUACCCUUCUUUAUUAAUGUUAGUGUUGAUAUUUAUAAAUAGGUCCUUAAAGUAUCAGGUGCUAUUAAACUUUUAUCCCUAAGGAUUUAUUAAAAUGUUACUGAUUCAUGAAGCAUUUAACAACAAAGGGCCAGUGGGUGUUUUGGAACAACAAAUAACAUUACUUUUCUGUAGAAAUAUUUUACAAGGUAUUGGCAGUUUUGUUAUUUCCCUAGAAAUGCCAUCCAGGGGAGGAGAAGGAAAGCAUUUUAAGUUGAAAGUGAAAUUCUCUUCUGUGUUGAAGGUUCUAUCCUUGCUGUCAAGUGAGGAACAACUGCCAUUGGCUUGACUCAUUUCAGGAUUAAGUCUAGGAGGAGGAUUAGCAAAAGCACAUUAGUUUGCUGCCCUGGGCCAGGAGGUUCUAAUUGUCCUGGUACAGGUGGUCAGUUGUGUUCAGAUCUAUUUGUUGUUGUUCUUGGUUUUUGUUUUUCAAGCUCAGCUGCCAAAGACAAAAACUGUGUGUCUGUUUGUGUAUAUUUGUAUAUACGUAAAUAUACAAUAUACAUGCAUAUACGAAACCUAGAAUUUCACGAUGCUAAGAAGAAAAUACUACCUUUCCUGUGAAAUAGCUACAUUUGGAUUUCCAUAAUACUAAAUAGUGCUUUUUAAAGUUAGUAGUGGUAAAACAUACACAGUCAGUGCUUUCUCAUGUACUAAUGCACAUAACCUUAAUUCCAUGUUUGAUGCCAGUUUGCACAAGAAAUUGAGUGGAGUGUGGAAUUUAAUGUUUACAAUAAGCCUCUUAAGAAAACACACCUUUUAUUAAGGCUUCUGAUGUAAAUGUGUAUAUUACAAUAGCAUUACCGUAAUGAAAUGCCAAUGGAGCUGCUGGUUUAGUUCUUCAAAGAAUGAACUUAGAAGCAAUAUGACUUAACAUUAGGCCAAAUUGUGAUUGCCAAGAUUUUAAGUGAAAUAGGUGUAAUUGUUCUUAAAGCAUUAAGCUAGCUGUUGACUCUAGGAAACUGUUCAGCACAAAUUGGUGUGAAUCCUGCAACAAAAACAAGUGUGUAUAAAAGGUUUUGUAGGUCACAAAUAACUGAGCUUCCAAUAAUGGAAGCAAGAGCCAAAGACACUUUUAAUCUAUUACUGUUACAGGCAUAGCUUUCAUAUAACAGGAUUGACAGAAGUCGGUUCAGCCAGGUUUUGACAGUUUUGCAAAUGUUUAUCAGAAUAAAAAAAAUUACUUAAAAGCAAAUAAAUGGGGAAAGAAACCUCAGAAAGUACAUGAGCUGUGUAAGCAAACAAACUUGUUUUUUUAAUUUGGAUAGAAGUAAUUGGGAGUGAUGGAAAGGAAGAAUGUGUUUGGAAAUGAAUUGGAUGCUGCAAAUUUUUUCUUCCAUUUGAAACAGUAUGAAUCUGUAGCCAUCAGCAGAUUUAUAAACAUGCAUCUUCAUAAAAUAAAACACAGAUUCAAUUAAAGCUAGUAGAGGCAGCUUUACUGACAUUUAUAGUGAACAAAUGGACUAAAAUGAACCUGUGUGGUUUGAUGAGCUUCCCUGUGCUAUCCAUCCUGUUGGUUUUGCUAAAUAGGCUGAUAGCAGAAGAUUCUAACAUUGCCUGCUCCUGUAUAUUGGAGAAACUUUUAAUAGUUGUGGAAACUUAACUAACAUACUCAGUUAAUUUGCUUUUUUUGUUUAUUAUGCUGAUAAUCUAGCUGAUGUCGACUUGUUUUUUGUUUGAUUGUGGGCUCCCAUCCCAACCCUUAUGAAAGGGUUGUUAUGAAAACAUGCUGUUUUCUGGGACAAGACACUGAGAGGUCAUUCCUGAAAAAGUGUUCUGGGUCUUGUGCUAAUGUUACUGGUGUACUGUUACUGAACUUUUAGCAGAAACUUGAUCAUCAAUCUACAGUUAAUUUUUGGUAUUUGGGAGAUGUAAAUUGGAGAGACAGUUAGUGAAAGGAAAACAGUGUCCAGAGACUAUAGCAGUUGACGUUCUUUGAGAGAUGGCAAACAUUUGGAGCUCUUUGCACUCAGUAAUCUUAAGAAUCUUUUCAACCUAAAUGAUUCUAUUAAUAUUAGUAACCAAAACAGUCCAUGAAUUAAAUUUCCUUCUGAAGCAAAGUGAUAUUAAGUAUUUAAAGUAUUAAUAUAAUUCUCUAUUACUGUUAUUUCUUCACUUUUUAUCUUUUCCAAGGAAAGCAAGCUGAAGAACAUAGAAAUUACUGAAAAUAUUUAUGUACUUGAGUUUUCAGUUAAAGCCUCUUUAAGAUUGUCUUUAAGCUACAAUAACUGCUUGAGUUAUCUUUGUGUAGCCAUUUCUCAUUCUGUAGAGGCUUCUCCCAUUUUACCACAAACAUGUUUUAUUUCAUCAGAAAUAUGCUCACACAAUCAAAAUUAGUUACAGCUUAUUGCUACUUUGUUAAUGUUCCCAAGUUACUCUUUUGAAGGACAAGAAGUGGACUUGUGUUAAGGUUUUCCCAGAUUUCUGUUGACCCUCAGUCCAUAAGUCUCACAAAUCGUUUGAUACUUUUGGAUUUUAUAUAGACAGCUUUAAAGGUUAGCUUGUGCCCUGGUUCUAUUUAUAGCUGCUAACAUACCUCUUUCUAGGCCUUAUAUUUUGUCUUUUCAUAUUGUUGUAAAAGUAUAUAGAAUCCAUCUACAAACAGAAUGGUUUGUUUUCUGUAAUUGAGACCAAAAUUCAGCUUUUUUUGGUUUGCUUUUAUUUUUUAAAUCCUUACCCACUCCCCCACUGUGUGUGUGUGUGCAUGUGUAUGUGUGUCAAAAUAGCACCUACUGACACUGCUGUGGCAGGAACAGCAGUUAACCUGUAACUGUGAAUGCUUUACGUCUUAGUUACUUGGAUAUUACAUAAAUAAGGUGUGCUAAACUCCUGUGAUUCACAAUAUGAUGAAAAUACUAUUAUGCCACCUAACAUGAGUUAAUCCAGUUGAUUUUUUUAGGUCUUUUCUUGGUGUUGUUGUAAAAUGGCAUCCCAGAAAUAAACAGUAUUUGUAUUGGUUUCAGAAA
This is a messenger RNA of Pyrgilauda ruficollis (rufous-necked snowfinch), 7371 nucleotides long. RefSeq names its product defective in cullin neddylation 1 domain containing 4 (gene DCUN1D4). The record is from RefSeq and is a predicted model, not a curated record. The coding region runs from base 2422 to 3123 and encodes 233 amino acids. The transcript has 12 exons. NCBI's taxonomy places the organism in Eukaryota, Metazoa, Chordata, Aves, Passeriformes, Passeridae. Gene Ontology annotation, biological process: protein neddylation; positive regulation of ubiquitin-protein transferase activity. Gene Ontology annotation, molecular function: cullin family protein binding; ubiquitin conjugating enzyme binding; ubiquitin-like protein binding. Gene Ontology annotation, cellular component: ubiquitin ligase complex.